AUGGCAGGAGGUGUGCGGAGAAAGUCUUCGGGUUCCCAGUCCGCUUUGUGGGGGAAACUUCACACAGUGUGGCAGGACAAAUAUUUGGUUCUGUUCAAGACGGAGUACACGUUACUGGUCGUUUCAGUGUUGUGGUUCCUGGAGAUCGGAAUCAAUGUGUGGGUCAUACAAAAAGUAGCGUACACUGAAAUAGACUGGAAAGCCUACAUGGAUGAAGUAGAGGGAGUUAUCAAUGGUACUUAUGACUACACCCAGCUUAAAGGAGACACGGGCCCCUUGGUGUACCCGGCUGGCUUUGUCUACAUCUUCACAGCUCUCUACUACAUCACCAGCCAUGGGGUGAACAUUCGCCUGGGCCAGUACAUUUUUGCUGUUUUCUACCUCAUCACACUCUUGCUUGUCUUCAGAAUAUACUACCGCACCAAGAAGGUUCCUCCCUACGUGUUCUUCUUCAUGUGUUGUGCUUCCUAUCGAAUCCACUCAAUCUUUGUGCUGCGUCUUUUCAAUGACCCAGUGGCUAUGAUGCUCCUCUUUGUAGCCGUCAACCUCUUCAUAGAUGGAUACUGGACACUGGGCUGUGGCUUUUAUAGUUUAGCAGUGUCUGUCAAAAUGAACGUGCUUCUUUUUGCUCCCGGGCUGCUUUUUCUCCUCCUCUCAGAGUUUGGUCUGAUCAGAACAAUCCCAAAACUUUCUCUGUGUGCAGGCAUACAGCUUUUGCUGGGCCUCCCGUUCCUCCUGGAGAAUCCCGUUGGUUACAUGAGCCGGGCGUUUGAUCUCGGCCGUCAGUUUAUGUUCAAGUGGACAGUCAACUGGCGCUUCCUGCCAGAAUGGCUCUUCUUGAAUCGCUACUUCCACUUACUCCUGCUGGCUGCCCACCUGCUCACCCUGUUGCUCUUUGCUUUCUGCCAUUGGAAGAGGCCAAGGGAAAGCAUCUUGGAACUCCUCAAGGAACCGGGCAAGAGGAAGGUCCCUGCUCAGAAAAACACUGUUAAUCAGAUGGUGCUGAUUCUUUUCACCUCUAACUUCAUUGGGAUGUGCUUCAGUCGUUCUUUGCACUACCAGUUCUACGUGUGGUACUUCCACACGCUGCCUUACCUGCUCUGGAGUGGAGGAGUCAAGAAGCUGGCUCACCUGCUCAGGGUCCUAAUCCUGGGUCUGAUCGAGCUUUCCCCCUCCCCCCCUACUAACGGCAGCUCAGCUGCGCUACACAUCUGCCACGCCAUCAUCCUCCUCUGUCUGUGGCUGGCUCCGCCGCUGCCUUCAGCUCCAGCAGAAACACAAGAACAGACAGCUGUCAAGGACAAACGCCAAUGAGCCGCAGCCUGAUCGGACCGGAUGUCUUAUUCAGCCUAAUCAGCUGCCGAACAGCCUCCAUCAUCCUCCUCUCUUAAAUGUUUGCAACACCGGUGAAGAGGGAGGUCACUGGGUUUGCCUGUUUAUACCUGAAUUAAAGGAGUCUUUCUCAUCUUGGCUCACCGCUUAAAGUGAAGGAGGCUAAUGUGUGGGUGCAGUCUGCAGACAGAUACCUACAUGAUGAAAUGGCAUGUAAUCUCUUAUAAGAAGAGAAAAAUAUGGAUUCUCAGGUUUCAUUUUCAAAUACGUAAUCAGAGGAACGCUUGGAAGAAAUUGUAAAGAAUGUUACGUAGGUUGUAUUUCAACUUAAACUUAAUGUUAAACGUACAUUUUGGCCUUAACAGCUGUCAGCUGGUGUAUGAAUUAAAUACUGCAUUGUAUCAAGACUGCAGUAUAAUGAAUCUGCCAUCAGUUUGUGGCAUCACCACUGCUGUUUUCAGUACAUGGCUUUUAUCUAAUUUGUUACAUAACGGAUUCAUCCUCUGCUGGGAGUAUUUUAAUGUAAAGAGUAUUUCAUGGACUGAAACAGAAAUGACAUUUACACUCACUAGCCUCUUGAUUAGGUACAGCAUAGUGGUCACAGUGGUGUUGUACUGGACUACGUUAUAUUCACAGGUGUUCCUAAUACUCUGAGCCUCUCGUGUACUGUAUGUGCUGAAGCUGGGGAGGAUAAAAAUAUAGAGAACCCUCUGAAUAUAAUGUAAUCCAGUACAACACCCCCUUUAAUUAUGACCUCAAUAAUGGACAUAUUUGAAUUUAUACAUGUGACAAUUUUGCCAAAAACAUUUUGAGCUUCAUAAGCACAGAUGUUAAGGGGGACAUGUUGCACUGAAGUUCAUACAAUUCAACAGUUGCGACUAUUAAUGUGGCUGGUGAGUGUAUAUUAAACAGAGAUGCCACUUAACUUUUAUGCUGUUUUAUCCUUCUUUUUUUUUUACCUCCCAAUUUAUAUUGUUAUGCUGCUUCUAUUGUACACAUUAUAACAAAUGAUAAACUA
Monopterus albus (swamp eel) is the source of this 2350-nucleotide messenger RNA. RefSeq names its product ALG3 alpha-1,3- mannosyltransferase (gene alg3). The transcript has 9 exons. The coding region runs from base 1 to 1314 and encodes 437 amino acids. The record is from RefSeq and is a predicted model, not a curated record. NCBI's taxonomy places the organism in Eukaryota, Metazoa, Chordata, Actinopteri, Synbranchiformes, Synbranchidae. Gene Ontology annotation, molecular function: dol-P-Man:Man(5)GlcNAc(2)-PP-Dol alpha-1,3-mannosyltransferase activity. Gene Ontology annotation, cellular component: endoplasmic reticulum.